Sciurus carolinensis (gray squirrel) is the source of this 1318-nucleotide messenger RNA. RefSeq names its product tRNA (adenine(58)-N(1))-methyltransferase non-catalytic subunit TRM6-like. Lineage: Eukaryota; Metazoa; Chordata; Mammalia; Rodentia; Sciuridae. The record is from RefSeq and is a predicted model, not a curated record. Gene Ontology annotation, cellular component: tRNA (m1A) methyltransferase complex; nucleus. Gene Ontology annotation, biological process: tRNA methylation. Bases 127 to 1107 code for a protein of 326 amino acids. The transcript has a single exon.
AUUGAAAAUAGUACAACAUUUCGAGACAAGACAGAAUUUGCUCAAGAUAAAUAUAUUAAAAAGAAGAAAAAGAAAUAUGAAGCCAUCAUAACUAUUUUGAAGCCAUCUACCCGUAUUCUUUCAAUUAUGUAUUAUGCAAAAGAACCUGGAAAAAUUAACCACAUGAGAUAUGAUACACUAGCCCAGAUGCUGACCUUGGGAAAUAUCCGUGCUGGCAAUAAAAUGAUUGUAAUGGAAACAUGUUCAGGCUUGGUGCUGGGUGCAAUGAUGGAACGAAUGGGAGGUUUUGGCUCCAUUAUUCAGCUCUACCCUGGAGAUGGACCUGUUAGGGUAGCAACAGCAUGUUUUGGAUUUCCCAAAUCUUUCCUCAGUGGUCUUUACGAAUUCCCCCUCAACAAAGUGGACAGUCUCCUAAAUGGAACAUUUUCUGCUGAGAUGUUAUAUGCAGAGCCAAAAGACAGUGCAUCAGUUGAAGAAAGUAAUGGCGCACUUGAGGAAAAGCAGAAUUCUAAACCAGACAAUGAAGACAGCAUGGCCGAGGCCCCAGAGAGCAAUAACCCAGAACAAGAAUCGAUGGAGGUUGUUCCUCAAGAUCCAGAAUAUAAGGAGCCUAAAGAAAGAGGAAGCAAAAAAGAUUAUAUUCAGGAAAAGCAAAGGAGACAAGAAGAGCAGAGGAAAAGACACUUGGAUGCUGCUGCUCUGCUGAGUGAAAGGAACACAGAUGGUUUAAUUGUGGCCAGUCGUUUCCAUCCCACUCCAUUGCUGCUGUCUUUGCUAGACUUUGUGGCCCCUUCAAGGUCUUUCGUGGUCUACUGUCAGUAUAAAGAGCCUUUGUUGGAAUGCUACACAAAACUGCGUGAGAGGGGAGGUGUCAUCAACCUCAGGUUGUCUGAAACCUGGCUCAGAAAUUAUCAGGUUUUGCCAGAUCGAAGUCAUCCCAAGCUGCUGAUGAGUGGAGGUGGAGGUUACCUUCUGUCAGGCUUCACUGUUGUCUUGGACAACCUUCGAGCAGACACCAGCCUCAAGUCCAGUGCGAGCACCUUAGAAUCACACAAGACUGGGGAGCCAGCAGCUAAAAGACAGAAAUGCCCAGAGUCUGGCUCGUAACUUUUCAAGAAUGGCUUUGAUUUUUGUUCUCAGGCAUUCUGCAGUUAAAACUUAAACUUUAAAUGUCAUAACUAAUUUUUUUGUCUGUAUGCGUAUUCUGAGAAUAAGAAAGUGGCUGUAUACCCCUUCCUGAGGAGAAGGAAUAGCCUUUGUCCACUUCCGACGCAGAUGUGUUUAAUCUGUCUAAACUGAAACUCAAGUAUGCAGUAGU